Molecule: messenger RNA, 2174 nt
Organism: Annulohypoxylon truncatum
Lineage: Eukaryota; Fungi; Ascomycota; Sordariomycetes; Xylariales; Hypoxylaceae
Product: ARM repeat-containing protein
Exons: 3
Coding region: 241-1671 (476 amino acids)
Biological process (GO): proton transmembrane transport
Cellular component (GO): vacuolar proton-transporting V-type ATPase, V1 domain; fungal-type vacuole membrane
Molecular function (GO): proton-transporting ATPase activity, rotational mechanism
Source: RefSeq, a predicted model, not a curated record
AGCUUUCAAAGCCUUGUGUCACGUCUAAACACACCAAUCUCAGAGCAGCUUAGAACUGACUCCAUCAAAGUUGCUUACCUAGACAUCAAGCUUCAAUACCUGCAUAACACAGGAAGCUCUACUCUCAACCACGCUGCCACGCCAAGCUCGUUUCUAGUUCGAGUCCCCCCCGACUUGACUUCGACAACACAAAUUCCUUCCAACUUCUAACUUCUAACCUCCAACCUCCGCAAUCUCACCAUGUCGCUCGAUCCUCCUCCUUACCUCGGUUCGCUCCAGAACAACAUCCGCCAGCGACCAAUUCCUUGGGAUGGCGCAGCUAGGGCCGGCACCAUCACAGAAGCUCAAUUGGCCAAGAUAAGGGCUGUUGACAAAGUAAAGAGGGAACAGAGAAAACAAGUAGUCGAGGGUGACUUAGAUGGUUAUCGGAUACUGUUUAUUGGAGAGCCGGGCACGCCUGGUGUCUUAGAGUCGGCAAGCAAACACUCCAAUAUUGUUCAGUAUAUCUUGGUCUUACUUAGCGACCUGCUUGAAGGCGUCCCGUCUCUAGCGAAAGCGCUUUUCAAGGACUCGAACCCGUACCAACAUUUCUUACCUCUGCUUGCGCGGUCGAACAAUUCUGAGGAUCCUAUCCCUCUACUUACCUCUACUGUCUUGACUAUACUUAUGUCUAAUUCGAGAGAUGAAUCUGCGGCGACAGAAAAUGCUCUUCCUCUUCUACUAACGUACCUCUGCGGCCUAGUGAAGAAUUCCAACGACGCGGGGUUGCAAGAUAUCGCGGUCAUGGAGUACUCGUCGCUUCUAUAUGGGCGAUCAUCUCGACAGCUUUUCUGGAAGCAAAGAAGCGAGACCGUUGCACCCUUAAUCGAGAUUCUCCGAAAAGCAGCCGGUGUCGGUGGCGAGUCUUCGGCCAGUCUUUGGAGUGGAAACACAACGACGAGAAGCGGAGGCUUCGAGGGUAUCAGCGGCGGGGUUGGGUUGCAGCUCUUAUACCAUGUAUUACUCGUACUAUGGCAACUGAGCUUCGAAGCAGAAGAUGUUGGCGAUGACCUGAACGAUGAAUACGAUAUCAUUUUAUUAUAUACUCAACUACUGCGCCUUUCGCCAAAAGAGAAGACGACGCGGCUCCUCCUGUCAACGUUGCAUAACCUUCUCGAAGCCAAUCCAUCUACGCUACUUCCUACGGCUGUCCUAGCCAGACUUCCUGGUUUACUUCAAAAUGUUGGUGGUCGCCAUUUGACGGACCCUGAUCUGCUAGAGGACCUGGAAAGGCUCAAGGAGAUGCUUGAAGAAUAUCAGAAGACUAAGACUACCUUCGAUGAAUACGUCGCCGAGGUCCAAUCUGGACACCUAAGAUGGUCGCCACCUCACCGUCACGAAGUCUUCUGGGUUGAGAAUUCGAGAAAGAUUCUUGAGUUUGAGAAUGGCGAGAUUCCACGAAAGCUAGCGGAUAUCAUGAAGAAGCCUUGGGAGAACGACAAGGCGGUGCUUGCGAUUGCUUGCAACGAUAUUGGAAACCUAGUGAAGGAGGUCCCGGAGAAGAGAUACCAACUGGAGAAGUUGGGUUUGAAGGCUCGAAUCAUGGAACUCAUGCAAGACUCUGACGAAGCUGUACGAUGGGAGAGCUUGCGAGCUCUUGGUGGCUGGCUCAAGUACAGCUUUGAGAACUAAUAGCCCGAUGUUCGGGUGUGUGAAUAUGACUAUACCUUUUACUGUAUUCUUUCAACUGUUAUUGGCGUCUCACUACCUAGUACUGGCGUGGGUGCAAGGACGAUAGCAUCUUCUAUCGGAUAGGAUAGAUACGACGGCUGACUCGAGCUAGUUUAGUCAAUCGACAUCGAAUCCGAUAACUAAGUUGAUAAUGAGUAUAAAUUGCUACAUCCUCUUAGUCACCAACCUCACUGACUCACUCGGCUUCAGUCGUUGAGGUCGAUGAGAUCGUAUCAUCUACGAGAGUCUCGGCUACAACUUCUAGAAAAGGGAAAUUACCUGUGUAUCAAUACGAAAUACAUGUGUAGAGCUUCUUUUGCUUAAUUUGCGCUAUCACGUAAUUACCCCAGCUUUACCCCAAUUAGCUAGCCAGUAACCGCCUAUCCGGUACUCGGGGUUUUCGGUUUGCGGCGGUACCUUGCCACAGGCCCUCGGUUGCACGGUGAAGCAGCUACUACCCCUCC